Messenger RNA from Closterium sp. Yama58-4, 1128 nucleotides. The record is from the annotation of a GenBank genome assembly. Lineage: Eukaryota; Viridiplantae; Streptophyta; Zygnematophyceae; Desmidiales; Closteriaceae.
AUGGCGACGGUUCUUUGGCACUCACGGCGCUGGCACUCACAGCGCUGGCACGCAUGGCGGCACUCACGGCGCUGGCGACGCUUCUCCCUGCCGUCGCUUGGUGGUAUUUUCGUCGCUCUACCGUCGGCGACCAGGCCUUUACCGCGACGAGGCCUCUACCGUCAACGACGAGGCCUCUACCGUCAGCAACGACGCAAGCGGACGGCAACGGCUGGCGGCACUUCGUCUGUCGCGCGGAUCUCUUCACCCAAGCUGAGUUUCGUUUCUAAUUCUCCUUUUCCUUUUCAACGACUUGCAGAAGCUGACCGUCGGCCGGCGUACGGGUGGCGAGGACGGAUGACGAUGCGUGGGGACGCGUGGCGCGAGGCACGGGACGCUUCGGCGGUCGCACGACGUGUCUCGCGGGCGAGAGGCGUGUCUCACGGCGGGACUCACGACGUGUCUCGCGGCGAGAGGCGUGUCUUACGGCGGGACUCACGAUGCUCUCUGCGCUUGGCGGCAAAGUCAACGUGCCAGCAGGAGCGGGAGGGGAGCAACGGCGCUGGCGGCGACGGGAGGUCAAGCUACGAGGACUUCUCAUUCUUGCGCAGGAGCAACGGGAGCGGGAGCAGCGGCGCUGGCGGCGACGGAAGGUCAAGCUACGAGGACUUCUCAUUCUUGCGCAGGCGAAGCGGGGAUGGGAGCUCGCGGGCCGCGUGGCGACGCUUCUUCGGGGACGUCUUACGCUCGCGCGGCGGGGCAUCGGAGCACGCGGGGCAUCAGAGAGCACGUCGCACCGCGGCGCACGAUGCGUGGCGGCGCUUCUCUCUGCUGGGGUGCUCUGUCGUCAAAUUUCCGCUCGUCGCCUUUCUGCUCGUCGCCUUUCCGCUCGUCGCCUUUCUGCUCGUCGCCUUUUGCGCUGCUCUCUGCCGUUUCGUUUUCAAAAUAUCUAAUUCCCUUUUUUUGUCGUCUGUGGUGCAGGAGUCUCGAGGGAGGCUUCACACACGUGGAGUCAAGAGUCGGAGCGAGGAGCAAGGCGCGAGCUUGGAGGAGUUUGACUUCCCCUCCCGUACCGCCCUUUCCUGCAGAGCAAAUUUGGCGGGAGCGGGAGCAACCAGCGCAAACGCCGGGCUUGCCCCACGCGAAUGA